AAAGAAAGAAGGAAGAUCUGAUUGGGUGCGGCGGUUGCGGAAGAAACGGCGGGCAGCCUGGUAGUUCUGGAUAUGGGGAGGUUGAGUCGGUGCCGACGGGAAGACUGGGGACCACGGGCUUUACCCAAAGCUAUUGCGGCUCUGAGUCGAGCGUUACCUGGGAAACCUAGUCCCGAGACCUUCCGCAAGGCCAAGUUCGACCUCCCCGAGGCGGUAGCCGAGCUUUGGUCUCUGCUUUUCUCCCUCCUUUGGCUUAUUCAUCAGAAGGGUACUGGGUCUCCUAGGGAGCCUCCUGAUGCCCUCAAGGACCAGAUCCAUUUUGUAAAAUGGAUAUUGCGCUGCCAUGGCUAUGGGAGACACCAUUUUUACUACCUUCCUGAAGUUGGUUCUCAAGGUAGUUGUGAGCUUUUGCUGGCCUUCUCUUGGUUACUUGAAUACUUCAGCCUACCAGAAAGGUUUCUCUGCUUAAGCUGUGUACACCAAGUUGAUGAUGUCUGGAUCUGCUCGUGUAAGGACCUGGCUAGCUAUCGAGUUCCAUUGGACCUCAGCCCUAAGGGAAGGGUAGAUAUUCGUUAUAUUCAGUGGCUUCUUGGGAAACUGCGUUUCCAGUGGCGGAGUUUGUAUGCUAGCCAGCAAGAACAAUGCAACCUUCUGAAUAAGAUUCAUUUGUACACAAGAGGCUGUUAUCGUGAGGAGAGCAUUGACCAUCUCUCUGUCCUUGAAACAGAACUCCUUAGGUUCUCAGGAAGUACCAAGCACGUAAGACAGCAUGUUCAGGGUUUUUUUGAAUCGAGGCAAAUUAUUGACACAGUGUUGGAUGCCAGGCCAGUAGAUAUUCCUAAUACUGUUAAGCAGGAUAUAAUUUUUCCAGAGAUCCUAGAAUACUGCAAUCCUCAGUACCUAACUGAGGAGAUGGAUAAAAUACAGAAGAACCUAGAGGUACUGAGCCAAAGACUUCAGGAGGCUGUGAAUCAGCACAGAGCAGCCUCGCAUACCAAGGUCUGCAGUUGUUCCCAGAGACUCCAAAGGUUGCCAGAGCUAAGCACCAUUAUGAUGAAAGAAAUCCAGGAGGCUGUGGGAUGUGAGCUGGCAGCUCUGGAACAGGACUGUGAGGUUAAGAGCUGGCCUCAUGGACUAUAUAGACUUCACUUUAGACAGGCUGGAGAGUUGAGCAAUAGUGAGACCCACCAAAUGACCAAAGUAAUUGAGAUACUGAAGAAGGAGGAAGCUAGACUCAAGAAAACACUCAGAAGUUUACAGAAGAAAUGUCAUCAAGAACUGGCCAUUCUGACACAGGGACUGGAAGGGGUGAUUUGGGUCCUUCCAUGUCUAAGACAGUGAAAGGAAGUCCUCCCUUCUUACUCCCUUACCCCCCUUCCCAGUAUUAAGCUUGUGAGCACCACUUGCUUCUCACAGCCCUCCCUUUUUUAGUAUCCCUCCCCCCCCCUUAGAAUUCCCCCCCCCCCCCAUCUUGCCCCUUUCCCUCCCAGUUACCGUAUUUGAAAGGAAGUCCUUAUGGAGAUGCCUCUGCCUAGUAGCCCUGGCCUAAGAAGUGAAAUUUUCCCCUCUUCCAGGUGUUGUGCCAGUUCAUGAUUGUGGAGAAAAGAAUUAAAUCAGGAAUAUGGGCUCACACCAGUGUUUUUCUGGUCAAUCCCCUAUUAUUUCUUUAAUGAUCUUUUAUCUCCUUGUGCUACCCUCCCUAGAUUACCUCUUUGUCUAUAAUUUCCCAGGUGAGUGAUAAUCCAUUCUUCACUGGAGGAUCUCAAGUUCCAGGAAUUUUGCCUAUAUAUAACUUCUAUUCAUUAAUGCUAAUUCUAUCCUUUGGAGCCAUACAAAUCUUCUAAUAUUUCUUCCUUAUGAUAGCCCUUUAGGUAUUAGUAAUUCAUGAUUAUAUCCACUCUUAAGAUUUCUGGGCUAAUUCCUUCAAUUUGUUCUUGUGUGUUUCUAAGAACUGAAUUAUUUCCACAUCCUUGUCACUUUCUGGUCUUGCUUCAUUUUGUCUACAAUCUUCAGAUCUGGGCCCUCCCCAAUAUGAUUCUAAACUACUUUUCUAGCCUUAUUUCAUAUAACUCGUUUUAUUGUAGUUUAUGUUCCAGCCAGAAGUUGUCCCCAUGCUCAAAGUUUCUUUUUUUCUUCUCCAAUCCCACAUAUUCCCGUAAAUUAUUCCUUAUUUUAAUAAAAUAAUAAUUAUUAUUACUUAUUAUCUUCAUCUUUUAGCAUCCUGUCGUCUUUCAGGGUUCAGAUUGGGUGGUAUCUCCUACAUGUAACUUUCCUCUGACUAAAGUGUUCUCUAUUCCUAGGUCACUGUCUGGAUUCUCCUUUGUGUCCCCUUUCACUUCCUACCUUAUGUUAUAUUUCAAUCUUAUCUUCCUGCUCUGUCUUCCUAUCUCUAUCUUCUUCCUCACUCUUCAGUAGAUUGUAAGCUUCUUGAGAGCAGGGAUUGUAAUUUUUAGAUUUGCAUUCUCAGUUCCUUCAGUGUUUUAGGUAACUACUUAAUAAAUGUUUGUUGAAUUGAA
Antechinus flavipes (yellow-footed antechinus) is the source of this 2516-nucleotide messenger RNA. It is a transcript of the gene TEDC1, whose product is annotated as tubulin epsilon and delta complex 1. The record is from RefSeq and is a predicted model, not a curated record. NCBI's taxonomy places the organism in Eukaryota, Metazoa, Chordata, Mammalia, Dasyuromorphia, Dasyuridae. The transcript has 7 exons. Bases 73 to 1341 code for a protein of 422 amino acids.